Strongyloides ratti is the source of this 1491-nucleotide messenger RNA. Its product is annotated as Cytochrome C oxidase subunit II, transmembrane domain-containing protein. The coding region runs from base 1 to 1491 and encodes 496 amino acids. The record is from RefSeq and is a predicted model, not a curated record. Lineage: Eukaryota; Metazoa; Nematoda; Chromadorea; Rhabditida; Strongyloididae. The transcript has a single exon.
AUGUUAGAAAAUCCAUCACAAAAGUUUCCACUACAAUACAGUGUUUCAUCAAACAAAUCAGACAUAGUUUUGGUAAAAUGCCCAAAUAAUGAAUAUAAACACAAUGAAACUGAUGAUAUAUUUGAAUCAGAAGUAAGUAAUAGUUUUAUGUCAAAUAGUGCAGUAUUUAAAACUUUAAAAACUGAAUGGUUUGCUAUUUCAAUUAAUUAUUUAUUUUCCAACAUAUCUUUGAUUAAUUGUGGUAAAUUGAAACUUAAAAAGUUUCCUCAACUAUCUAUUUCUUGGAAUGCAUUAAUAACUUGGCCAAAAAUUUUAAAUCCACCAAACAAUAGUAGUAUUUUAGAUAUAAGAAAAAAAAUAAAUGAUGAAUGGUAUAAUAAAAGUGAAAUUUUUGUAAAAAAAAUAAAUAGAACAAUAUUAAAUGUUAAAAUUAAUAAAGAAAUUGAAUUUUAUAAAGGUGAUCGUAUUUGUGUAUUCAAUAAACCAGGUAAUGAUCAAGAAAUAUUGGAACCUGAAAAAUGUUUUGUUACUGCUCAUGAUCUUCCACAUAUUGAUAUUGAAGUUAGCAAAGAGAGAAAAAUAAUUUUAAAGAAUAAUAUAUUUACAAAAAUUAUCACAAAUAAUGCAAUUGAAACAUUUAAUAUCAAACUUUUUAUAAAAGAAAAUAAUCACAAAAAUUUACAAUUUUAUAUGUAUGAGAAAGUAGAAAUAAGUACUAUUAAUAUACAUUAUAAUGGAACUUAUAUUUAUUCUCCUUAUGUAUUAUCCUUAGACAAUACUGUUAAUAUACAUUUUUUUGGAAUUAUUAGUGUAAAAUAUUAUUGUGAUACAUGUUUUCAUAAUACCACUUCUGCUAAAAAAGAAAUAGUUAUUAAAAAUUUUUAUUUUGGUCCUAAAGAAAAAAAUUAUAUCAAAAAUUUACCUGAUAUAAUAUAUAGUAAAGAAAACAUUACUUUUAUUAAACCAAAUUGCAGUUUAAAUCAAUAUAAUUUUUUAAAUCUACAUGAAAUAAGAUUUGGAAAAUAUAAUAUUUUAAUGGAACAACUUAUGAAUAAUAAAAAAGGUAUGGAAGAAAAGUUUUCAUUAUCCAAUAAUAAAGUUUUUUUUACCAAUGAAUCUUAUAAUGGAAUAUUUGAAUGUAUCUAUUCCACUUUUGGCGAUGAAACAUAUACAGUUAUGAUGAAAUUCAUAACACCAACUAUGACAGAACAAAAAGCAGCUAAACCUUUUACUACAUUGAAUUUAAUUAUUUUAAUUAUUUCAAUUAUAGUAAUUAUUAUUAUAGUUGUCGUUUUGGUUGUUUUAAUUUUAAAAUAUAAAAAGAAAAAAAGAUUGAUAAGAGAAAAAGAGAAAUUGGAAAAAGAAAGAAGAAGAGAAGAAUAUAGGAAAACUUGUAAAAUAAAAGUUACAGUAGAUAAUUGUGAGUUAGAUCUUGAUACUUGUUUAAGAGAAAAAUAUCUGAAAGCUAAAGCUGCAAUGCCAAAAAAAUAA